AUGGCGCUGUUCGUGAGGGAGCCGCUGGCGGCGCGGGCGCGGCCGCUGCCGCUGCCCCCCGGCGGCGGCUCCGUGCGCGGCCUCCUCCGCGACCGCGCGCGGGCCCUGAACAUUCCCGAAGACAGUUUGUAUGUGAAGUGCAAUGGACGGCUGGUUGAUGCAGAGGAUGCGCUGCAGAGCGGAGCUGUGUACAGCCUGGAGCCAAGGCUUUGCGGUGGAAAAGGAGGUUUUGGAUCUAUGCUGCGGGCACUUGGUGCUCAAAUUGAAAAGACAACAAAUAGAGAGGCUUGCCGAGAUCUCAGUGGAAGGAGACUUCGAGAUGUCAACCAUGAAAAAGCGAUGGCCGAAUGGGUGAAGCAACAAGCAGAAAGGGAAGCAGAAAAAGAACAGAGACGCUUGGAAAGGCUGCAGCGGAAACUCGCAGAGCCAAAGCACUUUUUCACAAAUCCAAGCUAUCAGCAGCAGUGUCAUGAGAUGGCUGAGCGACUAGAAGAUUCUGUCCUUAAAGGAUUGCAGGCCACCUCCAGCAAAGUAGUUUCACCGGGAACCAGCAACAGUCGAAAGCGGUCAAAUGAAUCUGUAAAAAAAGGAACAAAAUAUGGAAAAAAAAGAUGUUUUUGGAUGGGAACAGAAGAAUUGGAUGAUAUAGACAGUUCAGAAUGUAGCGACGACAGUGAAGACGAUUCCGCUCAUGCAUCCGGAGGAAGUUGUCCAUCAGGCAGCAAGGAUAAUGAAAAUUCUGAAAAUCCAAAUGAGUGUUCAAGUAGCUCUGUGGAUGUGGUGAAGUAUCAGUCGGCCACCAAUCCUGAAAAACCACCAGAGCAUACAGAAUACCCGGGAAGAGAUCUGCAAGGGGAAGCACACACUGAAACUCCAAGAGGUGAGAACAGUGAAAUGGAAAAGACCCUGAAAGAAAAUGCCCAGGAAAAGAACAAAAUAACCAAAGUGCUGAAAGAAGAGGAGCAAGAUGAUGUUUCUUCUAAGGCACAGGAAACAAACCAGUUACAGAACACGGAGGUGGAAGGGUUAGACCUCAUGGCUUUCAGCACUGCCUCUGAGAUGGAAGUGCUGGGAUUUGAGAAACUGAAGUUGGAGCUGAUGGCUCGAGGACUGAAAUGUGGGGGCACUUUACAGGAAAGAGCAACGAGACUUUUCUCAGUAAGAGGUCUGUCUCGAGACCAGAUUGAUCCUGCCUUAUUUGCAAAGCCCUCUAAAGGAAAAAAAAAGUGAAUUUACAGUUACUUUGUGUCUGAGUGCUUUUAGAUUUUCCUUAUUUUCUUGUCAUUCUGUAUUGCCACCUAGAAUUCCUUGGCAUCUCUAAGAAGUUUCUGGUUUCUAUUUUUAAUGAAGUUUGAUUAAUGUAAAACAGAGUAAGUUGCUAGAUAAGUAUGUGUUCAGUAUUAAAGGAGUGAAAUUAUUUUCUUUUGAUAUGCUUUGCAAAAGGUUGUAUAGAACAGGCUUAAUAUGAGGCAAAUGAGCUCUCUGUGGGUGGAAAGAAACAACCUGAUUGUUUUCUAGAAAAUUAAUGUGACAUUGUCAUCACCUAUUUUAAGAAAAAUAGCAAUCCUUUCUUAGCUUUAUACAGCAUUUCCUUUGAUGUUUAUUGCAAUUAAGGCAGUUGGAACUGUCCAGUGGCAAACAAGAAACUUGAUAAAGAGAGCAUUUUUAUAUGGAAAAGGUUAAUAUAAAUAAAUGCACUGUUUUCUGAUUGCUGUGAUGUGUCAGAUAUCAGUAUGGA
Nothoprocta perdicaria is the source of this 1738-nucleotide messenger RNA. It is a transcript of the gene SDE2, whose product is annotated as SDE2 telomere maintenance homolog. Bases 1 to 1230 code for a protein of 409 amino acids. The record is from RefSeq and is a predicted model, not a curated record. Lineage: Eukaryota; Metazoa; Chordata; Aves; Tinamiformes; Tinamidae. Gene Ontology annotation, cellular component: nucleus. The transcript is spliced from 7 exons.